UCGUGGCACGAAUCUUGGCGCACAGGCCACAGGCAUCUUCUUCCUCCCGCCUCUCGACCGCGCGCCGCCGCCGUCGCCGCCGCCUCCGCCGCGUGCGAAGCUUGGAGAGUUCGAGCACGGGCAUGGCGUCCUCGGGGGGAGCGGCGAUCUCGGCGGGGCCCACGCCGCCGUCGGCGGCGGCGGCGUCGUCGUCGGUGGACUGGCACCUGCGGCCGCCGAACCCGAAGAACCCGGUGGUGUUCUUCGACGUGACCAUCGGGUCCAUCCCCGCCGGCCGCAUCAAGAUGGAGCUCUUCGCCGACAUCGUCCCCAAGACGGCGGAGAACUUCCGGCAGUUCUGCACUGGAGAGCACAGGAAAUCAGGUUUACCACAGGGAUAUAAGGGUUGUCAGUUCCAUCGAGUGAUCAAAGAUUUCAUGAUUCAGGGAGGUGACUAUAUGAAGGGGGAUGGUACUGGAUGCACGUCAAUCUAUGGUACCAAAUUUGAUGAUGAAAACUUCAUUGCAAAGCAUACUGGUCCUGGCCUACUUUCUAUGGCAAAUAGUGGGGUGAACUCUAAUGGAUCUCAGUUCUUUAUAACUUGUGCAAAAUGUGAAUGGCUGGACAACAAGCAUGUGGUUUUUGGGAGGGUGCUAGGGGAUGGUAUGCUUGCUGUGCGGAAGAUCGAGAAUGUUGCAACUGGACCAAACAACCGACCGAAGCUCGCAUGUGUCAUAAGCGAGUGUGGUGAGAUGUAGUUUGUACCUUGAGGGUGACUAUUCUUGGUGCUGCUGAUGUAGAAAUAGACUUUGCAUGGAUGAAACUACUCCAGCAUUGGAAGCACCAUAAGACAUAGCUGUACCAAAGUAUCAAUUCACCUUGAAUGAGUGUCUGUCUAUACACUGAUGAAAGUUCAUCCUCACUUCGUCAGUGACAUCAGUUGUCACUUAAACUGUUGAUUAAUAUUCUAAACAGGGAAUAUGUGUGUCUGUUCGACUUGAACCUUCGUCAUGUCAAGUGGAGCUGGCAUUAUAUUCAGCUGAACAUGCUUGAUGAAA
Messenger RNA from Oryza sativa Japonica Group (Japanese rice), 1037 nucleotides. Its product is annotated as peptidyl-prolyl cis-trans isomerase CYP22. NCBI's taxonomy places the organism in Eukaryota, Viridiplantae, Streptophyta, Magnoliopsida, Poales, Poaceae. Gene Ontology annotation, biological process: protein peptidyl-prolyl isomerization; protein folding. The record is from RefSeq and is a predicted model, not a curated record. Gene Ontology annotation, cellular component: intracellular membrane-bounded organelle. Gene Ontology annotation, molecular function: peptidyl-prolyl cis-trans isomerase activity.